Messenger RNA from Candidula unifasciata, 894 nucleotides. Lineage: Eukaryota; Metazoa; Mollusca; Gastropoda; Stylommatophora; Geomitridae. The record is from the annotation of a GenBank genome assembly.
AUGUCUGCAACGACGACGCUCAAUGCUGAGGUGAGACAGAGGCAGGUUAAUUCAUCUGGUCUUGAACAGAUUAAUCAAAAUGGUGUUGAUAAUAACGAAACAUCGGCAAGGAAGGAGGAGGCAGCGGCUACGUCACAAGCCUCAGACACAGAUGAAGAUGAUCUGCCGGUGAAACCUUCAAAACCAAGCUCUCAGACACUGCAGGCCACUGAUAAAACAACGGUGGGACUGGAUCAUUGCCUGAAAGAUUUUUCUCCCAGAUGGAGAAACUGGGUAAUUCGAGGAAUCUUUUCAUGCCUGAUGAUAUCUUCAUUCACAUUCCUGAUAUACCUUGGGCCACUAGCUCUUGUGCUUCUGAUAAUUGCCAUACAAAUCAUGUGCUUUCAUGAAAUUAUUACAAUUGGUUAUGUUGUAUACCGCACAUACGAGCUUCCCUGGUUCCGAACCCUCAGUUGGUAUUUUCUGUUUGCCUCCAAUUUCUUCUUCUUUGGAGAGAGUCUGAUAGGCUAUUUCGGAGUUCUUUUGGCUCGAACAGAUUUUCUCAGGCCGUUUGUGACCUACCACAGAUUCAUCUCCUUCUCAUUAUACACAGCAGGCCUGGUUGGGUUUGUUUGUAGCCUUGUGAAGAGGCAUUAUCUGAAACAGUUUACUUUGUUUGGAUGGACUCAUGUUACACUUCUGCUUGUUGUUGUGCAGUCACAUUUCAUUAUCCAGAAUGUCUUUGAAGGUCUGAUUUGGGUGCUUGUUCCCGCAUCAAUGAUCAUCUGUAAUGACAUGAUGGCCUACCUUUUUGGCUUCUUUUUUGGCCGUACUCCUCUCAUUAAAUUAUCACCGAAGAAGACAUGGGAAGGAUUUAUUGGUGGCGCAUUUUCAACCAUAAUAUUUGGCAUAGUU